Molecule: messenger RNA, 785 nt
Organism: Drosophila teissieri
Lineage: Eukaryota; Metazoa; Arthropoda; Insecta; Diptera; Drosophilidae
Exons: 1
Coding region: 126-743 (205 amino acids)
Source: RefSeq, a predicted model, not a curated record
UUUUCUACACCUUUUGUAGUACAUAAAUCUUUAAAAUUUUUUCUGUCACAUUUCUCGGUCGUAACUAAAAGAAAAUCCGAGUUUCUGAGCCGUUUGCAGUCACCACAAAUUGUUAGUACCCGAAAAUGCUUAAAUAUUUGGCGGGAAUCAUCACCAAUCCGCGCAAUGACUACGCGAAUGGACGCUUCAGCAUGCCCCAUCCAAAAAAGCUGGCCAUAAGUCGUCCAUCGCAGUUGGGGCCCAGGUUGCCCCAGGUGAAGGUAUCCACGAGGAGCAUCAUCAAUGGCGGCAGGUUUGGAAACGGAAGGCUGAAGCCGGAAAACAGAGAGGCACGGCGACGUAAAGAGGGGAAUCUCCACCUGCCAAGACCCCACAGCCGAUCCUCCCAGAAAACCAACUUUGGCUUGGAUCCCAUCAGCUACAUAGUAAAUGUGGCUGAUUCUACCUCCUCCCACGAAGAGGAGGAGUCUGUGCCGCACUUAACCAACGCAGCAAUCAAACUGAAAGCGCCAAGGCAUCGGAAACAGGAUUACGGACAUGUCAUCCCACCGCCAGUUAGUCGCGUGCCCAGUUGGUCGGGUCCUUUGAAUGCCAAUCCCUUCAACAAUCUGGAUGACCAGACCAAUGGGAAGCUGGAUUCCAGCGCUGGAGAGGCGGACACAAUGGGAUGGGAUGCGAUUUUCCUGCCAGAUGAGUUUUGGUCAGCAACAUCGGACUCGGAAAUCAAUAUCAAAUAUAAUUAAAUAAAUAUAAUGUAAAUGUAAUGGGUUUUUAUAUAUUAAAUG